This is a messenger RNA of Cephus cinctus (wheat stem sawfly), 1534 nucleotides long. RefSeq names its product 3-oxoacyl-[acyl-carrier-protein] reductase FabG. The record is from RefSeq and is a predicted model, not a curated record. Gene Ontology annotation, molecular function: oxidoreductase activity. Lineage: Eukaryota; Metazoa; Arthropoda; Insecta; Hymenoptera; Cephidae. The transcript is spliced from 7 exons. Bases 94 to 1449 code for a protein of 451 amino acids.
UCUGGGCUCCAUGUUAUAAAGCCACGGUGCCAGCCACCUUGCAGGCAUUGUUUUGAAUGAACUGAAGUUAGAUUUUUCAUAAUUUUAUGAAAGAUGUCAAGAUACUGUUGUGUAAAUUCGUGUACUUCGUUUUGGACUCCUUUCACACAUUUAUCUUUUUUUAAGUUACCUGUUGAGAAUGAGCAAUUAAAAAAUAAAUGGCUCAACAUAGGCCCAGGAUAUAAAAGUUUUACAAAAUACUCAAAAAUUUGCAGCAACCACUUUUUACCAGAAGAUUAUAGAAUACUUGGAGGUAAAAGAUUUUUGAACAAAAAUGCAGUGCCUAGUAUUUUCAAGGGUCCUGAAGAGUGUUCUCUCAAUGAACAAGAUUGCUCUUCUUCUUCUGCUGAGACAAAUAGAAUUGCUGAAAUGACAGAUGUGUCAGAAAUGGAAUACAAAUGCAACGUUAGUACACAAGUAAGCUUGGACAAUUCGGAACUGGAAGAUAACGAAAGGCCAAGGAAAAAAUUUGGCAGUGUGCUUGUGCAAACUGAAUCCCGGAUACUUGGUCCUUCUCAAGAAGUAAAAGACCUGCGGCAUCAACUAAAACUCUUGAAGGAUCGGCUAAGAAGAAAGGACGAAAGGAUUGUAAACAUAAAAAAAUUGGUCCAAAGGCUAAAAGAUAGAGCGUUUUCAUAUCAAAAGAAUAUGGCUUUUACGGGCAAGGUAGUACUAAUAACUGGAGCGAGUUCAGGCAUUGGAGCAGCAACAGCCAUUCACUUGUCUCAGCUUGGUGCACAUUUAUCCAUAACUGGACGUAAUUUACAAAAUCUGGAAAAAGUUGCUAGCGAAUGCAAAAAACCAAAGCCUUUUAUCGUCAUUGGAGAACUGACCAGCGAGACUGACAGAAAGAAUGUCAUUGAUUCUACAAUUAAACACUAUGGUAAACUGGAUGUGCUAAUUAAUAAUGCUGGUAUUUUGGAAAAUGGAAGCAUUGAGAAUACAAGUUUGGAGCAGUAUGACCGAAUGUUCGAUACAAACGUUAAACAAAUUUAUCACUUAACUAUGAUGGCUGUACCACAUCUCAUUAAAUCCAAGGGAAACAUUGUCAAUGUUUCGAGUGUAAAUGGAAUGAGAUCUUUUCCAGGAGUUUUGGCUUACUGUAUGAGCAAAGCAGCUGUAGAUCAAUUUACACGUUGUGUUGCUUUAGAGCUUGCAGAUAAACAGAUUCGCGUGAAUUCAGUGAACCCAGGUGUCACUGUAACAAAUUUACAUAAAAACAGUGGAAUGAGUGAAGAGCAAUUAAAGAACUUUUUCGAGCGUAGUAAAACUACCCAUGCUCUUGGACGCCCAGGAGAUGUAACAGAAGUUGCAAAGACAAUAGCAUUUCUUGCUAGCGAAGAUGCAAGUUUUAUUACCGGAGCAACCAUUCCCGUUGAUGGAGGAAGACACGCAAUGUGUCCUCGUUAAAGAUAUGAAUAAUUGAAAAAUAUUUUUAUAUAUUGUGCUGUUGGAUUUCAUGACGUCUAUAAAUACAUGAUAUCUUAAUUAUAAA